This is a messenger RNA of Perca fluviatilis (European perch), 2838 nucleotides long. It is a transcript of the gene dapk3, whose product is annotated as death-associated protein kinase 3. Gene Ontology annotation, biological process: intracellular signal transduction; protein phosphorylation; positive regulation of apoptotic process. Gene Ontology annotation, cellular component: nucleus; cytoplasm. The record is from RefSeq and is a predicted model, not a curated record. Gene Ontology annotation, molecular function: protein serine/threonine kinase activity; ATP binding. The transcript has 9 exons. The coding region runs from base 143 to 1501 and encodes 452 amino acids. NCBI's taxonomy places the organism in Eukaryota, Metazoa, Chordata, Actinopteri, Perciformes, Percidae.
GGAAAUUCUGUGUUUCACUGUGGCUAGCUAGCUUCACUCUGUUCAGACUGGGAAUAUUCACACAACUACUUCGAAAAGGAAUGCAGCACUCGUAGCCAGCCAUACUUGAAUCUCAAGGCAUCAUCAUUCCAGUCAGCACACCAUGGCUGGCUUCAGACAAGAGGAUGUUGAGAUGUAUUAUGAGAUGGGAGAGGAACUGGGCAGCGGACAGUUUGCCAUCGUUCGUAAGUGUAAAGAGAAGAGCACAAGUAUAGAGUACGCAGCCAAAUUCAUCAAGAAGCGAAGGUUGUCCUCCAGCCGGCGUGGGGUGAGCCGCGAGGAGAUCGAGCGCGAGGUCAACAUCCUGCGGGAGAUCCAACACAGCAACAUCAUUACCCUGCACGACAUCUUUGAAAACAAAACUGACGUGAUCCUGAUCCUGGAGCUGGUGUCCGGAGGAGAGCUGUUUGACUUCCUGGCUGAAAAGGAAUCUCUGACGGAAGAAGAGGCCACCCAGUUUCUCAAGCAGAUCCUGGACGGCGUUCAGUAUCUACACUCCAAACGCAUUGCUCACUUUGACCUCAAGCCAGAGAAUAUCAUGCUGCUGGACAAGAACGUCCCCAACCCCAGGAUCAAGCUGAUUGAUUUUGGGAUUGCUCAUCAGAUUAAAGCAGGAAAUGAGUUCAAGAACAUUUUUGGAACACCAGAGUUUGUUGCUCCAGAAAUAGUCAACUAUGAGCCACUUGGACUGGAGGCGGACAUGUGGAGCAUCGGAGUAAUAACGUACAUCCUACUGAGUGGUGCUUCUCCAUUUCUGGGCGAGACCAAGCAGGAGACGCUGACAAACAUCUCAGGCGUCAACUACGACUUUGAUGAGGAGUAUUUCAGCAACACCAGUGAGCUGGCCAAGGACUUCAUACGACGUCUGCUGGUCAAGGAUCCCAAGAAGAGAAUGACGAUUGAUGAUAGUCUUCAGCACCCCUGGAUUAAGGUGAUUAAGAGGCGAAAUGUCCGCCAGGAGGAGAGAGACCACAAGACUGAGCGCCGACGCCUGAAGACCACUCGUCUGAAGGAGUACACCAUCAAGUCCCACUCCAGCAUGCCACCCAACAACACUUACGUCAACUUUGAGCGCUUCUCCCAGGUCCUGGAGGAGAUCGCGGCAGCAGAGGAAGGCCUGAGAGACCUGGAGCGCAAUCAGCGCUCAUGCCGGGAGGACGUGGCGGCGCUGCUUUCCAUAUACGAGGAGAAGGAGGGCUGGUACAAGGAGGAGAACCAGAGCAUCUCCAGCGACCUGAGCCAUAUCCGCCAAGAGCUGCAGCGCACUCAAGCCCAGCGCAAGAAGAGCCAGGAGGAGGCCAGGCUCACCAUGCAGGCCGCCAACGCCCUCAAGCGCAAGUACGGGCGCCUGGAAAACCGCUACGAGGUCCUGGCUGAGCAGGUGGCCUCGGAGGUCCGCUGGGUGGAGGAGCUGGUCAAGUCCAUGAUUGCAGAGAAGGGUGGCCUCGGCAGCAUGCCCUGAGCCAGACUGACGUCCAAUCAUGACACUCUGAUUCUCAAGUUUCCUCCUGCCUGUCUUCUCUGCACGUGUCCCACACAGUGCAGUUUGAGUGGGUCAGAUGUCAUCAUAAGCUGUGCUGCUGCUGCCCAUCGAGAAAAAUGUUCCACCCUCUUUACGUCACGCUCGAGAGAGAACCAGCAAGAAGCAGACAGGUAAAAUGUUGAACCCAUUCCCCCAUUAAAUGGUCAUUCCUGUGUUAUGAGUUAAUUUAUAAUUUUAGAGAUUUUACAUACUGUUAUUUGACAAAAUGAUUAGCAAUUUGAAACUAUAUUGGCUUGUCUUUUUUUAUUUUAUUUUUUGCAAUUGUUCUUAGCCUGGUUAUCUUUCAGAACUUCAUUACAUCUGAAUGUCCUGGUGCUGUAAAAGCCAUAGAUGUCUGCUGAUUCACUCUUGCCUCAGGUUGUUGGCCAGUUACGUGAGAAGGCUUCACAACAUACAGCUCAUAGUGUCAGGGGUAUUUAUUUAUCCGGUUACAUUUCCGAUUCAAUUGCAGCUCACAUUAAACACAUUAAACGCUUAGCAAAGAAGAAAACAAAUGUUUUAGUGAAAUGCUUUAUUUUGCAGAUCUGCGAUUUUUUUUCCUAAUAAUUUCUAAAUGAUUUCUUGAAAGUUUCCUGGAAAUAACCACAUAGUUUGUCCUCUAAUUAUGACACAUUUUGGACAUCCAGUUUACUUGCUAUCUGCUGGUUAAAAAAACUCAAGGUUGCGCUAGCUUAGCAUUUAGCAUUUAGCUUUAUUUUACCUAUAAUAAGUACCAAAUUGCAUGUUUCUUUCCAGGAAACCCCCUAGGAAAUAAUUUGAUAAAGAAUUUACAGACCCGUAAAAAUUAAGUGUUUGGAAUGUAUAAACUCAUCUUUGCAGUGCCUGUAAACUGAAUGACCGUAUUGCCUCUGCGAGCACUCAUAAAUCACCAAGUUAAUGACAUUUCUAUCACAUUGAUAUUGCUCAAUGUCUUUAAUGCAAUAACUUUUGCACAUAAGCCUUGUAAACCAAAUAGUGUGCUUGGAAACUUUCUCUGUAUGCUGUAACUCUUAGUGUCUCUGUUUUCAUUCUGACCAUCUCUGCAAACUCAAAACAUUCCACUGAUAAGUUUCACAUCCAGGCAACACAUUCCCCAUGUAUAGCAUUGAAAGUGUAUCAUAUAGUCAGUAGUUUUUUUUCAGUAUAGGAAUGUACUCAUUUGCACUUAAAUGAUUAUAGCAGUGUUCCAAAAUCUAUUUUAUUCUGUCUAUAAAUUGUAAGAAAGAGCUUAACUGUCUGGGCUUGUUUCAAAUAAAGUUAGCACUGUUACCAAGUCA